GCGGGAGCCUUGUUUGCCAACAAGCGCCGGGUGCGAGCUGUUCGAGGCGCAGGGGCUGAGGGAAGACGGGCUCCUUCUUCCUUCCUUUAUUCUGAUGGAGAACCCCCUGAGCAGCAGCAGCAGCGGCGGCAGCAGUGGCGGGGGCUCCGUCCCGGGGGCGCUUGGCGAGCAGGCCACCCCCGUGGGCGAGCCGGAGGCGGCGGGAGGCUGCCACGAGGGCGGCGCGGAUGGCGCGGAGGGCGCGGGGACCCUUUCCUCGCGCGCCCCGCGCUGCCUGCGCGCCGUCUACGUGCUGAACGAGAGCGGGGCCAAGGCGGGCUCCGGGGGCGCCAGGGGCCCCGAGGGCGGCGCGCUGCAGUGCCUGGUCCGCGCCUGCGAGGCCGAGGCCGCUCAGCUCCACACCGUCCACUUCGGAGAGCUCGACUUCGGCGAGACCGCCGUCCUGGACGCCUUCUACGACGCCGAUGUAGCGUUUGUGGAUAUGAGUGAUUUUUCCAGACAGCCAUCACUAUUUUAUCAUCUUGGAGUCCGAGAAAGCUUUGAUAUGGCCAAUAAUGUUAUACUCUACCAUGAUACUGAUGUUGAUACUGCUCAGUCAUUGAAGGACAUGGUAUCUCAGAAAAACACAGUUGCCAACCACAAAGCUUUCCGACUACAAUUACCUCCAGAAUACAACAGUGGUGGUAUAAUGGGCAAAGCUUCAAGUGGCAAUUAUUACUUCAUUCCGUACAUUGUAACACCCUGUGCUGAUUAUUUUUGCUGUGAAAGCGAUGCCCAGCGAAGAGCCUCUGAGUAUAUGCAACCUAACUGGGAUGCUAUCCUGGGGCCUCUGUGUGUUCCCCUGAUGGACAGAUUUAUCAGCCUUCUCAGGGACAUUCAUGUUACGUCAUGUACAUAUUAUAAGGAAACUCUACUAAAUGACAUUAGAAAAGCAAGAGAUAAGUACCAAGGAGAAGAACUGGCCAAAGAAUUGGCUAGGAUUAAACUUCGCAUGGAUAAUACUGAAGUUCUAACUUCUGAUAUUGUAAUCAACUUACUUCUGUCCUAUCGAGAUAUUCAGGACUAUGAUGCUAUGGUAAAGCUGGUGGAGACACUGGAAAUGCUUCCUACCUGUGAUCUGGCAGAUCAGCAUAAUAUCAAAUUUCACUACGCAUUUGCACUGAAUCGAAGGAACAAUGCUGGUGACAGGGGAAAGGCACUGCAAGUGUUGCUACAGGUACUGCAAACCUGUGAUCAUCCAGCACCAGACAUGUUCUGCCUGUGUGGAAGGAUCUACAAGGAUAUAUUUCUUGAUUCAGAUUGUAAAGACAACAGUAGCCGGGACAGGGCCAUUGAAUGGUAUCGUAAAGGGUUUGAGCUCCAGUCAACUCUGUAUUCUGGGAUUAACCUUGCAGUCUUGCUGAUUGUUGCAGGGCAGCAGUUUGAAACCUCCAUGGAACUGAGAAAAAUAGGUGUGCGAUUAAACAGUUUGUUGGGAAGAAAAGGAAGCUUAGAAAAAAUGAACAAUUACUGGGAUGUCGGGCAGUUUUUCAGCGUCAGCAUGUUGGCGAGUGACAUUGGCAAAGCUGUGCAAGCAGCAGAGAGGCUGUUCAAGCUGAAACCGCCUAUUUGGUAUUUGAAGUCCUUAGUGCAGAACCUGAUGUUAAUUCAGCGUUUCAAGAAACACAUCAUUGAACAUUCUCCUAGACAAGAGAGAUUGAAUUUCUGGCUGGAUAUAAUUUUUGAAGCAACCAAAGAAACAACAAAUGGCUUGAGAUUCCCAGUUUUAGUAAUAGAACCAACUAAGGUCUACCAGCCUGCAUACGUUUCAAUCAAUAGUGAAGCAGAGGAGAGAACUGUUUCCCUUUGGCACGUGUCUCCUACUGAAGUGAAACAGAUUCAUGAGUGGAAUUUCACAGCUUCUUCCGUUAGAGGAAUAAGUAUAUCUAAAUUUGAUGAACGAUGUUGUUUUCUGUACGUCCAUGACAACUCUGAUGAUUUUCAAAUCUACUUUUCUACAGAAAACCAGUGUAGUAGAUUCUGUGCUUUGGUUAAAGAGAUUUUAACGGAUGGUGUGGGAAAUUCCUUGGAACUUGAGGGAGAGAUUGAUGGGGACACAUUGGAAUAUGAAUAUGAUUAUGAUGAAAAUGGAGAAAGAGUGGUGUUAGGCAAAGGAACCUAUGGAAUAGUUUAUGCGGGAAGAGAUCUUAGCAAUCAGGUCCGAAUAGCCAUCAAAGAGAUACCUGAGAGAGAUAGCAGGUAUUCUCAGCCACUGCAUGAAGAAAUUGCUCUCCAUAAAUAUCUAAAGCAUCGAAACAUUGUUCAGUAUCUUGGUUCGGUUUCGGAAGAUGGAUACAUUAAAAUCUUCAUGGAACAGGUCCCAGGAGGAAGUCUUUCUGCCCUCUUAAGAUCAAAGUGGGGCCCAAUGAAAGAACCCACAAUUAAGUUUUAUACCAAACAGAUCUUGGAAGGCCUGAAGUAUCUCCAUGAGAACCAGAUUGUCCACAGAGACAUAAAGGGAGACAAUGUUUUAGUGAAUACAUACAGUGGAGUAGUAAAAAUUUCUGAUUUUGGAACUUCCAAACGCCUUGCAGGAGUCAAUCCAUGUACAGAGACAUUUACAGGUACUUUGCAGUAUAUGGCUCCAGAGAUCAUUGAUAAGGGGCCUCGAGGUUAUGGUGCACCAGCUGACAUUUGGUCAUUGGGCUGCACAAUCAUUGAAAUGGCAACGGGAAAGCCUCCAUUUCAUGAGCUGGGGGAGCCGCAAGCAGCUAUGUUCAAAGUUGGUAUGUUUAAAAUUCACCCUGAAAUCCCUGAAUCAUUGUCAGCGGAAGCCAGGGCUUUAAUUUUGCUCUGCUUUGAACCUGAUCCAAACAAGCGGGUCACGGCAUCUGAUUUACUGAAAGAUCCAUUCCUUAAACAGCUGAACAAGGGCAAGAAAAACAAAAUUGCAUUCAAGCCUUCAGAUUACAACCGCAGCACAUCUCUUCCUCUGCCAGUCCAAGGGGAGCAGGCUGGCAGCAGCAGCAGCGAACACGGCUCUGUCUCCCCAGACUCUGAUAUGCAGCAUGACAUGUUCUUUGAAAAGGCAAAGCGCUCUGUAUCAGAGGUCCAAGCCAAGAAUCCCAUUUCUCCCUUACUAAGCAUUCCUGAUGACAGUUCAGUUUCAGAUGAGCGAAGUUCUUCCCCUUCCCUUGAGGAAAGAGAUUCUUGCCUUUUCUUACUGCGAAAGGACAGUGAACGCCGUGCAAUUCUCUACAAAAUCCUCAAAGAAGAACAGAACCAAGUGGCUUCCAAUUUGCAGGAGUGUGUAGCACAGAGUUCUGAAGAACUCCAUCUUUCAGUUGCUCACAUCAAGCAGAUAAUUGGGAUUUUGAGAGAUUUCAUACGCUCUCCUGAACACAGAGUUAUGGCAUCAACAAUAUCCAAAUUGAAAGUGGACCUCGACUUUGACAGUACUUCCAUCAAUCAGAUUCAUCUAGUGUUGUUUGGAUUUCAAGAUGCAGUGAACAAAGUAUUAAGGAACCAUUUGAUCAGGCCUCAUUGGAUGUUUGCUAUGGAUAAUAUUAUACGACGUGCAGUCCAAGCUGCUGUCACCAUUCUUAUUCCAGAACUUCAAGCUCACUUUGAACCAGCAUCAGAAACUGAAGGAGUUGAUAAAGACGCUGAUGACGCGGAGGAGGAUUUCCAACAAGCAGAGCAAAAAAAACAUGAACCAAUUGUAGCACCUGGAGCAUCCCUGCCCCCUUCUUCUGCACCCCUUGAUACUCAACAGCAGCUCAGCUUGCAGUUAAGCAAGCUAAAGCAUGAAACCAUUAGACUGUUGGAAAGCCUGGUACAGAAAGAGUCCGAAUAUCAGAUACUCUUACGGCAAACAUUGGAGCAAAAAAUUCAGGACUUGCAUCUCCUUCAACUACAGUUGAAAACCACUGAAAUGAAGCCAUCGCCUUCUUCUCUUGACCACAGUAUAGAUGAAGAACUUAUUAAAUGGUUAAAAGAACAAAGCGCUGAUUCAGAAGCAAUUGAUAAGUUUGUUCAAGAAGAUUAUACACUCAGUGAUGUUCUAAAUCAUAUUACAAGGGAUGAUUUAAGAUUCCUCAGACUUCGUGGUGGUCUUCUUUGCCGAAUUUGGAAUGCAGUAUUAAAGCACAGAAAAUUGAAUGAUAAAGCCUUGGAAAUGGAAGGUUAACGCUUCAACUAUGAUAAAGGCUGGUAAUCCAAAGAGAAAAAUGGGGACACAUUCCAACUAAGUUAUUAAUUUUUGUAUAUAUGUCUUAUAGAGGUCCUGUAUGUUUUGCACAAAAUAUAUGUUAAACAGACUUUCUACGAAUGUAUUAUAUUUAAAACACAGAAGGACCACAAUGUUGUUGUAAAUAGUGCUGUGAUUUCUCUUUUGAAGUUAGCCAUAUUGUAUUAUAUUGAAAUGUAGUAGAAUACACACUGCUCUUAAUUAUGUAUUUUUUGGAUAUGUAUAUGCUACAAUAGCUAUGGAAAUGAUUUAGAUAUAGAAUUGAAAAUCAGCUUGUGCACUUUAACUACUAAUAUUUAACUAUAAAUAUAGUACCCGUUUUGUGAAUAGCAAAGGCUCUUGAACACAUCUGCCACCUUCUGAUUAAUAUAAACCAGUACAGUGUAUAGUUUUAUCAGCAAUUAAGAGAAACCUUUAAAAUAUCUACAUUUGUGCAAGCUUUCUGAAAAAGAAAGGAUUAAAUAUUGAAUAUAAGAACAUAUUUGAAAGGUUAAGGUUAAAAAUAAGCAUGCUGAAAACAGGUUUCUUUUCUCUGGGAAAGAGGGUAGAGAAGAUGUACACAGACUCCAUGGGAAAUACUCAGGAAGUUUUAAUGUGCCAUUUUUAAUAUACAUAUAUGAUUUUAGAUGAACAGCUUUCAUAAAUACAGCAAUCCAAAAAGACUGAAGCUUUGAUAUAUAUUAAUAAAUUUAGUUCUUUCUUGAA
Anolis carolinensis (green anole) is the source of this 4933-nucleotide messenger RNA. It is a transcript of the gene map3k15, whose product is annotated as mitogen-activated protein kinase kinase kinase 15. Gene Ontology annotation, molecular function: MAP kinase kinase kinase activity; ATP binding. Gene Ontology annotation, biological process: cellular response to stress; protein phosphorylation; MAPK cascade. The coding region runs from base 95 to 4168 and encodes 1357 amino acids. The transcript is spliced from 30 exons. The record is from RefSeq and is a predicted model, not a curated record. NCBI's taxonomy places the organism in Eukaryota, Metazoa, Chordata, Lepidosauria, Squamata, Anolidae.